Messenger RNA from Exophiala xenobiotica, 2074 nucleotides. RefSeq lists its product as uncharacterized. Gene Ontology annotation, cellular component: membrane. Gene Ontology annotation, molecular function: carbohydrate:proton symporter activity. The record is from RefSeq and is a predicted model, not a curated record. Gene Ontology annotation, biological process: carbohydrate transport; transmembrane transport. The coding region runs from base 108 to 1748 and encodes 546 amino acids. The transcript has 4 exons. Lineage: Eukaryota; Fungi; Ascomycota; Eurotiomycetes; Chaetothyriales; Herpotrichiellaceae.
UAUACUUACUAAUUUACUCCCUACUUCCCUUCAUCCCUCUCAUGUCGCGGAAGUAUCUUCUCAUCAAUUGAACGCCAUCCGCUGUUCGUUGGGGAAUUCCCGUAACCAUGACUGUCAAGAAAAGACAUGCGUCGACCCAUUCGAGCAUCUACAACAGGCUGGUGACUGUGGCUGUGGCCUUUGGGUCUAUGACCUAUGGCUACUGCUCGGCCAUUAUUGGAAGUACCAUUGGUCAGCCUGGUUGGUACACGUACUUUGAUCUUCCGAUGCAAGGAGAGCCCGGCUAUGGGGGGAAGACGACAGACGCCAUUGCCACCGCCAACGGCCUCUACAGUGCUGGCGGAGCCGUCGGAAGUCUGUUUAUCAUGUGGUCGGCUACAUCUCUUGGUCGCAAACGGAGCAUCCAGUUGGGAGCUAUACUAGCCAUCAUCGGCGGUGCGCUGCAAGGCGGCGCCGCAGCUUUGGCCAUGUUCCACGUCGGUCGAGUCAUCUCAGGUCUUGGGAUCGGAAUCCUGGUCACCGCCUGCCCCAUGUAUCUUUCGGAGCUUGCGCCUCCUGAGAACCGUGGCUGGCUCGUCGGACACCAUGCCAUUUUCCUCGUGUUUGGCUACAUGCUCUCCGGCUGGCUGGGCUACGCUUGCUACUUUGCAACGUCCAAGAACGAAUCCUUCGCCUGGCGGUUCCCUCUCUGCGUCCAGACCCUGCCACCGCUCGUCCUGAUGGUCACGUCGAUAUGGAUCCCCCGGUCACCGAGAUGGCUGCUCCAGCAGGGCAAGAUCGAAGAAGCCUGGACCGUGAUCCGAGCACUGCGCAAGUCCCCCGACGACCCCGACGACCUUGUCGCAAAGGAGGAGCUCUACCAGACCAAAGAACAGCUUGCGCUUGACGCUGCCAAACUGAAGACCAUCGGCUAUGGGCCCUGGAUGGCCUGUAUCAAGAAGAAGAGCUACCGCAAGAGGAUGAUCAUUGGAUUUCUGACUCAAUGGGGUGCCGAAUUCGCCGGACCGCUUGUCAUUAACAACUACUCAGUCAUUUUGUACACCAACCUCGGCCAAACAGGCUCGAUGCCUCUCCUCCUAUCCGCUCUCUGGCUCACAACGGCUGGCCUCCUUUACAACCCCGGCGGCGCCUGGCUGCACGACAAAGUCAACUCCCGCCGUCUAAUGUACAUGAUCGGCAUAGCCGGCUGCCUCGUGACGACGUCGUGCCUGUGCGCCAUGAUCGCCAGCUACGCGGGGACCACCAACCACGCGGGCAACGCGGCGGGCGUGUUUUUCGUCUUCUUCUACCUCACCUUCCAAGGCACCUUCUGCGACACCACCAUGUAUCUGUAUGUCAGCGAGAUUUUCCCCACCGAGAUCCGCCCCAUCGGCAUGGGUUUCAGCCUGUUCGGCCAGUUCGCCGCGACCAUCAUCCUGUUGCAGACGGCGCCCAUCGGCAUCAACAACGUCGGCUGGAAGUACUAUCUUGUCAUCGUGUGUUGGUGCAUCGUCUACCUCCCCAUGAUCUACUUCUUCUGGCCCGAGACCGCGCGCCUGAGUCUCGAAGAGAUCUCGGCCAAAUUCGGCGACGACGUCGCCGUCCAUGUCAACGACGUGAGCGAGGAGCAGCGCCGCGAACUCGACGAGUUCCUCAAGACUAGGGACAUUGUGCACGCCGACGACCAACAAGCAAUGGCGGCUUCGCAGCAACAACAACAGCAGCUGCUGCAAUCCACCGAGAUCAAUGAGAAGGGUUCCAAGGUCUAACCUACAUACUAGUAGUAUACUAGUAGUAAAUGAAUGGGCGAGAUCCGCAAAAAUUCAAAAGUCAAGGGACUGUUAUGCAGGGCUGGGCAGUCUGGAUCUUGUAAGAGGUUCCGUUCGAGGGCCUGCACCUUCUCAGAAAGGUAUUGAGAUGGGCUUAACCAUUUCCAUGGAUCGGGGUGCUAGCAGUAGUUGUGAGAAGGCGCAAAAGGCGCGGAAGAAAAGCUAGGAUUCAAUUGUCGGUCGUAUAUCAUGUCCCAUCAAGAUAUCAAGACCAAAUCGAGAUGACGAGGAAGAUAUAUAUCUAAUUGUAUGUAUACUAAAAGUGC